GAAAACGUAAUGUUGUUGAGGCUCGCGGAACACGCGCGAGGGAAAUUGAGUCGUUAACGUGAGUGCGAAGAAGGCAACAAGGAAACUUAGAUAAAGUUAGGAGGUCGUUUUAUUUCGUGUUAAAUGUUUUUUUGCCGCAAUAGCACGCACUGGAGCAGUUGACCAGCCAACGGAGGUCACAUUAUUAGCAACUAAGCUAAGUAACUUCACCCUGUAUGCGCAGAGUGUGUACGUUUGUUAGCCCGCUAGCCAAGCAUAGCUAACUUCACUGGCGACUGUAAGUAACGUCGACGUUAAGCCACUAAGCUAAGUUGUACUUUAGUAUAAACCAUUUCACUUGCUGUUUUUUUUACCUCCAGACCUAAAGAAAAAAAGAGACGUUUGUUGUAGUGUCGUUAGCUGCAGUUGGGAAUGUCGCCUCCUCUGUGUCUGUCGUUGUACGGUCGCAGGAGUCAUGAAGGGUCAACGAACAUAUUAGACAGCGAUUCAGAGGAAGAGACCAAGCUCCCCCUCAAACAGUUCUAUCCAUACAUCCGCUGUGCCCUUUGCUGUGGCUUCCUCAUCGAUGCUACCACCAUCACGGAGUGCCUGCACACAUUUUGCAAAAACUGCAUCGUGAAGCACUUUUUCCACAGCAACAGGUGUCCCACGUGCAGCAUCGUUGUCCACCAGACACAACCACUGUACAACAUCAGGCCUGACAGACAGCUGCAGGAUAUUGUUUACAAAAUGGUUCCCUUCCUGGAGGAGUCUGAAAGAAAGGAAAUGUGUAACUUCUACAAAGAGAGAGGGCUGGCGGUGCCAAAACCAGUGGUGGUCUCCCCUCCGGGUCCCGUGGCGAUAAAGAGGCAGAAGAAGGAAAACAUUCCCCAGUCCAUGUUCACCAUUCCUCCUGAGCUGGAUGUGUCUCUGCUGCUGGAUUUUGUUGGGGCUGAAGAGGGCAUCGAUAACUACAAGCCCUUAGAGAGGCGGUACGUCCGCGUGUCGGGCGAGGCGACUGUCCGCCACGUGGAGCUGUUCAUCAGGAGGAAGAUGGAGCUGAGCGCCACCUGCCAGGUGGACGUGGUUUGUGGAGACCACCUCCUGGAUCACUACCAGUCACUCAAAGACAUACAGAACUCUGUGGGCGAAGAGGCACUACAGGACGGUCUGCUGGUGCUGCACUUUGGCCUGGUCCUGCCCUCCCAGUCUUUAGAACAAGAGGGGUGAACAGAACUUUUGGGUUUUGUUUCUCUUCAUCAGACUCUUGUGACAAUGUGCAGUAAAGUUUCUACACUGGCAUUAUAGGUACUCCACAGCUGCCCAGCAUGUCUUGUUGGGAUCGUCCCUUUCUGCCAGCAAAAUGUUUGGUAGCUGGUGACCGGCGAGACAUUCCUCAACCUCAACUCCUCUGUUCACGCCGUAGUGUCAAAUGUUCAACUCGACUCAUUGACUCGUAUUCAGGGCGAGCCAUGUGUCUGCAGUGUGCUUCCACUGACUGCUGCUGUAGCUGAAACUGUACUCUGCUUCUGUCAGUGGGUCUGUAACUUUGAAGCAGUCAGUCUGUGAAGGUAACACGACGUCUAGUCUGAAAAGAUGCAACAGUCGACUUUAGCUAUUUUUUUUCUAUUUAUGCUCUCAAGGGCCGAGUGGGAUUUCAGAUGAACAGUUGAGAUUUUAAAGGGCUUGAAACUACAACUACCAAAGUGUGUGUGUGU
Molecule: messenger RNA, 1697 nt
Organism: Anarrhichthys ocellatus (wolf-eel)
Lineage: Eukaryota; Metazoa; Chordata; Actinopteri; Perciformes; Anarhichadidae
Gene: pcgf6
Product: polycomb group ring finger 6
Exons: 10
Coding region: 412-1209 (265 amino acids)
Source: RefSeq, a predicted model, not a curated record